Triplophysa rosa is the source of this 4287-nucleotide messenger RNA. It is a transcript of the gene ipo13a, whose product is annotated as importin 13a. The transcript has 22 exons. The record is from RefSeq and is a predicted model, not a curated record. Gene Ontology annotation, molecular function: small GTPase binding. The coding region runs from base 156 to 3008 and encodes 950 amino acids. NCBI's taxonomy places the organism in Eukaryota, Metazoa, Chordata, Actinopteri, Cypriniformes, Nemacheilidae. Gene Ontology annotation, cellular component: nuclear membrane; cytoplasm. Gene Ontology annotation, biological process: protein import into nucleus.
AAGUAAUGCUCACCUUUUAUAACAGAUAAUCCAUAAAGAAGCAUCGCUGUCCAUAUUAUAAAACCCCGUUCCGUCUUCAUGGUAAAUAAAGCGACUCAAUGCGAGCGCGCACGGAGCACAGAAAGAAGAUAAAUCGGAUCUUAUGAGGAUUGACUAUGGAGUCAGUUGGUGCAGAGGAGUUUACUGUAGAAGCAGUCGAAAGGGCUCUUCAGCAGCUCUAUUAUAAUCCUGAUAUGAGCCAGAAGAAUGUAGCUCAGAAGUGGCUAACACAGGCCCAGGCAUCAUCACAGGCAUGGCACUUCUGCUGGGCUUUACUCCAACCAGACAAGGUUCCUGAGAUACAGUUUUUUGGAGCCAGCACAUUGCAUGUUAAGAUCUCCCGACAUUGGUCUGACCUACCCUCUGGUCAGCUGGACACCCUCCGCUCUCAACUCAUCGCACAGGUCAUCCAGUUUGCCUCGGGACCCAAGAUGGUGCUCACCAGACUCUGUGUUGCUUUGGCCUCCUUGGUCUUUCAUAUUUUACCAGAAACUUGGCCAACUGCAGUCCGAGAUCUUCUACGUGCUUUCCAAACAGGGGAGGGCGUGACAGAGGCUGACGAUCAAACCCGUUGCCUCGCUCUCCUAGAGAUCCUUGCUGUUCUGCCCGAGGAGCUUCUAAGCAGCCGGAUCCCAGGCUCUCGCCGUUCCCAGGUGAGAAGCGCCCUGGCUGUGGAGUGGUGCUCGGUCUGCCCCCUACUUCAGCAGCUACUGCAGAGGGCAGACGCACCUGCUCAGGUUAGAGAGCGGGUGCUGAGGUGUGUGUCUUCGUGGCUCACGCUGGAUAUCGCUUUAAAAGACAGCGAAGGGGUGUUGCAGUGUUGCUUUACCCUGCUGAAGGACUCCGAGCUGUUUGAUACGGCUAUGGAGACCAUUGUCAGCAUCAUCUCACAGCCUGAUUGCCAGAGGUUUGCAGACAGUCUGUUGAAGAUUGUGCCGCAGGUGCUCGGUCUUCAGGAUCAGCUGAAGAAAGCUGUGCAGGAUGAAGACAUGGAGACCUCACAUGGAAUCUGUCGCAUUGCUGUCGCUUUGGGAGAAACUCACUGCAGGACUCUUCUGGAGCAGGUGGAUCACUGGCAGUGCUUUCAGGCUCUGGUGAACAUGAUUCUCUCCUGUACUGGGAUACCAGGACGCUACCCUGUGGAUGAGACGUCCAGCUCUCUCACGCUCACAUUCUGGUACACCCUGCAGGAUGAUAUUACGUCAUUAGAUGCUGAAAGGCAGACGCUCUAUCUGCAGAUCUACAGACCUGUGUACUUCCAGCUGGUGGAUGUUCUUCUCCAGAAAGCUUGUUUUCCUACAGAUGAGGACUACGUGACAUGGUCUGCAGAUGACAAGGAGCAGUUCAGAACCUACAGGGUGGACGUCUCAGAUACUCUGAUGUGUGUAUAUGAGCUUCUGGGCCCUGAGCUUCUCAGAAACCUGUAUGAUAAGCUAGGUGCUCUUUUGACGGAUACAGCACAUCCCUCCUCAUGGCAGGAUAUAGAGGCUCUGUUGUUUGGCUUUCAAUCCAUUGCUGAGACAGUAGAUGUCAGUUACUCAGACGUCAUUCCAGGACUGAUCGGACUGAUUCCGCUGAUCACAGCCAACAGUAUUCAGCUGGCGGAGACCAUCAUGUUCACCAUAGGUUCUUUAGCAGAAUGGUUGUCUGAUCAUUCGCUCAUGUUGCCGAGUGUUCUGCCUGUGGUUUUACACGCUCUCCCCAAUCCUGAGCUGUCGGUGGCUUGUGUCUCAGCUCUGAAGAGAAUCUGCAGAGAAUGUCGACAUGACCUCUACCCUCACGCUGAUGACAUCAUGAGUGUCUCACUGGCAGUCCUUGUCAAAGACAUCCAUAAAAGCACACAGUGUAUGUGGCUGAUGCAGGCGUUGGGUUUUCUGCUGUCAUCCCUGCCGAGUGAAGACAUUCCAGGGAAGCUGCUUUCUCUGGUCACCCCACACAUCCAACAGCUUGAGAAACUGGCCAAUGAGACGCCCAGCUCUACUAAUAAACUUCCUAUUGUCCAUAUCCUUGGCCUGCUGUCCAGUCUCUUCUCCACAUUCGAUUUAAAUAAGCAAAGUGAAAGACUGGAUGUCAUGAGAACGAGCCAGAUACAGCCACGUAACCCGGUGGUGGUUGUCCUGCAGCAAACUUUUCCUUUGAUCCAAACCAUUGUCAACAAGUGGCUAAAUGAACCAGAGGUUGUGAAGGCAGUGUGUGCAGUUUUCGAAAAAUCGCUGAAGACCCUCAUGCAUGAGUUUUCGCCCCUGGUGACACAGCUCUGUGAGCUUAUUGGUCAGAUAUACAAUGCCAACCCACAAUCCUCUGUUUUAGACGUCACACAACAGUUAGUUCACGUAUUUAGCUGCGAGAAAUCUCUCUUUUCUCCAAUCACUCCUCUGCUGGAGCUUAUCACCAAUAUUACCAUGUCGAUUUUUCAGAUCGGCUCUAGAGAUCAUCCAGAUGUGGUGGAGUCAUUUAUGCAGCUUCACGCUCAGGUUUUGCGAAGAAAGCCUGACGUUUAUCUUACAGAAAGACUUGAUAUUAAAGCCGUUUUCUACUGUGGAAUCUUGUCAUUCAAAUUCCCUGAGACUCCAACACUGAAGGCAACCUGUCUGCUAUUUUCGGAGUUGGUCUCUCAUUGUGAGGAUAUUCCUGCUGUGAGAGAGGUGCUGCAAGAGGAUGGGAAGCUGCUGCUUCAGACCUUACUGGAGGGUAUUGGAAGUCGGUCUCCACAGAGUCUAACCGAGGACUUUGCCGAGGUCUUAUUCUCAUUGAGCUGUAACUGUCCCAGCAUUCUCUCUCUGUGGCUUAGAGAAGUUCUUCUGCCUCCUGGCUUUCCAAGCUCACAUCUCACCGCCGAGCACAAGGAGCAAUUCUGCCAGCAGAUCCUCAGGGAACAAGUGAACAAGCGACGGUUGAAGGACAUUGUGAAGGAGUUUGCUCUGUUAAGUGGGGGUCUACGGGGCACUGAGUAUGCAGCGAGUUAUUGAACCUAAAAGUUGGCUUUCAGUUCUACUGGGGUUUAAAAGAUACAAGCAUUACCUUUUAAAUCAAAUUGUACUAUUGUGAAGAAUUCAGCCAUACUGACAUUGUGAAUGAUUGAAAUAUGGGUUGGACUUGAUUGGAAAAGUAAAUGAUUGGAAUAUAUGUUCAUCAGCCAGUGAAUGUAAAUGGUAAGCCAGUGCCUUACCAGGCACAAAGUUACUCUUGAUCCCAAAAUGGUUUGAACAAAACCUUCUGAUCUGGAAUAAGAUGCUACUGGCAAUUUAUUUAUUCUUGAACAAAUCUCUUACGUAAAGGUCAAUGCUAAACUAUAUCAACAAUAAAUAUACAUUACCUAUAAAUAAAUGAAAAUUCUGUCAUUAUUUACUCACCCUCUUGUCAUUUCAAACCUUUAUGGCUUUCUUUCUUCCGCAGAACACAGAAGAAGAUAUUUUAAAUAAAGUUGGUAACUGAACAGCACUGGACCCCAUUCAUUUCUAUUCUAUGGACACAAAAAUAGGGUCCAGUUAACAACAUUUUUCAAAAUAUAUUCUUUUGUGUUCUGCGGAGGAAAGAAAGUCAUACAGGUUUGAAAUGACAAAUGGGUAAGUAAAUGAGGACAGAAUUUUUUAUUUUUUUAUCAAACUUAAACUUUAUUUAUCACUUUAAGGCCCGGUUUCACAGACAAGGCUUAAGGCUAGUCCAAGACUAAAAUGAAUGUGUGACCUGUCUUAACCCCAUAUAACUUGCCCAGAAAUAUCUUAAAUAUAUCAGUGCCAUUGUUUUGUCUUGAGAUGCACACCAGUAAUGUAUUCUUCUAAGGCAUUUUUAUAAAAGCGACAUGAAUAUCUUAAUUCAACUAAGGCAUAGUCCUGGUUUAAAAUAAGCCAUGUCUGUGAAACCGGGACUAAAUCUCAUGUUCUCACAUAUUAUCAAGAUACACACAUAAAACAUGACAAAAACUAUUGUUUAAGUGUAUUUAUUUCUCACAGAUUUCAUGAUCUGUUUAGACACACAUAUAAAAUAUUGAAAUUCUCAUAACAAGCCAUUUCUGUAUAACCUCAUGACUACUGACAUGAUAUGACAAUAUAGGUCAUAUAGGUUAAUUUCUCUAUUAAUACUUCUACUUAUACAAUAGCACAUCUGUUUGGACAUCCACAAUGUACAGUAAUAAGAAAUGACCAGACUGUAACGUAAACAAUGAGCCCUAAUUCAUUGGGCAUACAGCUUUAGUGAAAGACGGGGUUUAAAAGAAAAAUCAGCUCAGUAAAAAAGUGAGAGUGGAGG